GGCCUGACGGCGCCUGUUCGCCGUGCAUACGUCCUCCUCAUAAGACUGGUCUAAAUGUCGGGCAUUUGGACGGCACUCCUCAUCUUGCCACUGCAACGAUGCUUGUGGAUACCACGGCUCUUAUCAUUCUGCCCUCCGUCAUAGGUCUCCUUUCUGUGGGACAUCUGACUUAUACGAAGCUGCUACCUUACGACUCAGCUGCAGCUGGACAAUCGCAGACUGGGAAUGUCGACAGGCUGGCCAGGCGGGAUUUAGCGGAUACGACCAGUGUCCUGCGCGCCCUCCGGCUCCUCGCCAGUCUUGUUCUACUGCUUCUAGCAGCUUUGCAGGUGCUCCAGGGUGGAAGUCCGGGGGCGUGGCCCUUUGUAGCAUUCGCAUUCUACGCUUACGCUACAUGGCUUUGCCUAGCAUCCAUGCGCGGUAGCCAGCCGUGGAAGCACACCGCAGAUACGCAUGUGUUCUGCCUGUUCUUCGCAUGUUUCCUGCUCGACUUCUACUCGGUGGUCUAUCCUCUCGCUCUUGUCGAUGGCCGUACACCAACCUGGCCGGCCGUUCUGCACUGCAUCAGCACGUUGGUAGGGGGCGUCGUGAUUCCUCUGUGUUUACCUGGUGCACCGUCAUCGGAUCCCCGCAAAUCCGCCUCUUGGUUCUCAUACCUGACUUGGGGAUUCUUGGACCCUAUGGUGGUACAUGCUACUCGCCAUCGGCAGGUUCCAGACGAGAAGCUCUUACCUCUAGAAGAGAGGGAUGAUGUAGAAUUUUUGGCUGAACGCUAUUUCAAGAGAAUGGAUCGCACGAAACCCGCGGAGAGCUGGGACAUCGCCUGGAACUUGAUUUCCGUGUUCAAGUGGGAUUUCGUCGCUAUGUUCCUCAAUGGAAUAGGCAACACUCUAGCGACCUUCAUUGCACCCAUUGGUAUCCAGCAAUUGUUGUUGUAUCUAGAAGGGGGUGGCCAUGAGUCACCCAUUCGACCAUGGGUUUGGGUUGUAUGGAUAGGCAUAUCUCCCAUGCUUCGGUCACUCUUCGGCGAGUGGUACGUUCAGAACUCCGCCCGUACCCUCGUUAGAGCAGAAGCCAUUGUCGUUCGGUUGGUCUUCGAGCAUGUCUUACGCAUGCGAGCAAGCAUGUCUACAUCUGGGCGGUCCGAGGUUGUGAUGCCGAAAACAAAAUCAUCGGACAUGACAAGGCAAAGAAUGGGCAUGAUAAACAACUUGGUCACGGGUGACGCUGCCGCAAUCACAAAAGGCGUCGACUGGGUCCAAUGCGUUAUGGCCAUCACGCAGGUGAUUGGCAGCACAGUGUACCUUUAUCUCAUCCUCGGUUGGAGCUCCCUUGUAGGAACCGCGGUCUUAGUUGUCAGCUUACCGGUGCCGAUUUGGGUUGCCAAAAUGCGGCUGAGCGCACAACGGCGCAAGAUGGAGGCUUCUGAUCACCGUGUACAAAACGCCACAAGAAUCCUCAACGUCUUGAGGACAAUCAAGUUGUUCGCAUGGGAAGAGAAGGCGCUGAAUAAGCUCUUCAAGUUUCGAAACGAUGAAAUUGCCCGAAUCCGCCACAAUGGGAUAUUGGAACUCAUCGCGUAUAACGCGAACAAUAUACUUCCUCUGUGUAACCUCCUUGUUACGUUCGGAACCUACACCCUGAUAAUGAAGGGGGAGCUUACAUCUUCGCGAGUUUUUACCGCAAUCUCCAUUUUCUCCAUCUUGCAAGCCAAGUUGAAUCAGACGGCUUUCUUAUUGCCAUCGAUGAUCAAUGCCAAAGUGUCCUUAGAUCGUCUCACGCGCUUUAUGAAGGAAACUCGGUCUAUUCCUGGGAAAGUAUUUCAAGCAACUUCCGAGACAAUCCCUUCAGACAUAGGCGUCCAAUCCACCUACUUCACCUGGCAUGAGAUGUCCUCAUCAGAGGUCCAGACGGAUGCUCGCGAGUUCAAACUUACCGUGGAGGGAACCAUUCGCAUCCGCGCGAAAGCUAUGACAGCAAUCGUUGGUCCAACAGGCAGCGGCAAGACAUCGUUUUUAAUGGCCUUGGGGGAGAUGUAUUGUCAUCCGUUGGGUACAGACUCCUGGUACAACCUUCCCUUGGAAUAUGGCGUGGCAUAUGCUACACAGGAAACCUGGGUCUUGAAUGACACCAUCCGCAACAACAUCAUUUUCGACAGUGCAUUCGAUGAAGCGCGAUAUCACAAAGUCCUCGAGCAGUGUGCUCUUAUACAAGACAUCAAUUCUUUUCCAUAUGGCGAUCUUACGGAAGUGGGCGAGAAGGCCCGUGUGACUUUGGCCCGGGCAGUUUAUUCUUCAGCUCGCAUUUUGCUACUGGAUGACGUCUUUGCCGGGCUUGAUGUGCAUACCGCACGUUGGGUGGCCGAACAUUGUCUUAAAGGGGAUCUCGUUCGGGAUCGCACCGUAAUCCUCGUCACCCACGAUCUAGCACUGGUCAAAGGAUCCCUGGACAGUGUCAUUCAGAUCAGUGACGCAGGAGAUGCUGUCCAAAUGCAAGCCUCAGCCAUCGAUGUUUCAAGUUUCGACGGUUUGGUCGCAGGAAGUCAAGGCCACACUGAGGCCGAACCACAAAUCGCCAGCGAGUAUGCCGAAACCGAGAACUCCACUGGGGGUAAAUUGAUCGCGGAGGAGACUACAACUUAUGACGCAGCCGGAGUUCGGAUAAUAGGAUUCUAUCUGGUGAACGCCGGCGGUCCGAUAUUCUGCGCCGUCAUCUAUCUACUUGUCUUUGCGGAGGUCGCGGUCUCCCUCUAUCAGCCGUUCUUCCUGGGCCGGUGGGCUGAACAGUAUAACACUAGGGAUCCCUCCUCCGUACCGGCCGAGAAAUAUCUUGGUGGUUUUGCCGUUUUACUCCUGGCACAACUUGUGUUGCGGACUGUCAAAGCGGCAUUAUGGCUGAGAGGGGGCCUCCGUGCAUCUGUCAACAUCCACCAAAAAUUGAUGGAGUCGGUUCUGUAUGCCACCUUCAGAUGGCUAGACAAAACGCCCAUCGCUAGAGUGAUAACUCGCUGCACACAGGAUAUCAAUUCUGUUGACACUAGCUUACCGUCAAUCAUCAUGCAAGAAUUAGUGAUGAGCACGGGCAUAAUGCUCAAGCUCCUUGCCAUAUUCUUGGUCGUGAAAGAUGCCUUUCUGGCUGGUGUCGUAAUGUUGGCUAUGGCACUUGUUGUUGGACGCGGGUAUAUUAGGGUUCAAGCUGCACUCAAGCGUAAACAGAGUAUCGCCAAAUCCCCCGUUCUAAGCCUCUUCGGCACGACUUGCUCAGGACUCACUUCUAUCCGAGCGUAUGGCGCUCAAAAACGUUUCACUGGGGAGUUAACGAGGAGAAUCAAUAUCUACACACGCGCGUCGCGCAACUUCUUCAACUUGAAUCGGUGGAUUGAUGUCCGAAUCGACGCACUGGGCUCAGUCUUUUCCAUCGCCGUGGCCGCGGCCGUACUAUAUACCCCGGCGAUUCGGGCAGGGGAAGCUGGUUUCGCGUUAUCUCAGGUACUUGCCUUUUCUGGCGAUGUAUUUUGGUUCGUGAGGGUGUGGAACGUGGUGGAAGUUGAAUGUGACUUGGAGAGAAUCAAGGAUUACAUUGACAUCGUUUCGGAGCCGCGGCACACUCCACAAGGUGUCCCCCCAGCAUACUGGCCUGCUUCAGGAUCUUUGCGCGCGCAAAGCCUUUGCGCUCGAUACGAUCCAGAUUCAAACGAUGUCUUACACGACAUCAGUUUUGACAUCAAAGCAGGCGAGCGGGUCGCUGUAGUUGGCAGGACAGGAAAUCUGGCUCUGGCUUUGCUACGAGCAAUGCUCACGAGAGGCAAAGUAUAUUAUGACGAUAUCGACAUUCACCAGGUUAAUCUGGAUGCUCUGCGAUCCCAUAUAACAAUCAUUCCACAAAACCCCGAACUGUUCGCUGAUACACUGCGCGAGAACCUGGACCCCUUUGGCGAGCACGACGAUGCAACCUUGAACGAGGCUCUGAUGGAUGCGGGCUUGGUCGAGCGUGAAGGCUUCAAGGAAAACGCUGGCAUCACUUUGGAUUCCAAAGUUGACGAAGGGGGUGCAAAUUUCUCCCUUGGGCAACGGCAGAUAAUCGCACUUGCUCGCUCUAAGUUGCGCAAGAAUAAAUUAGUGAUCAUGGACGAAGAUCAUGCAAGAGACAUCACAUUGCAAAGUUCCAUCCGCGAUAGUUUCGGUUCGGAUGUCACGAUAUUCACCAUUGCGCAUCGACUUCGAACUGUGAUGGACUACGACACUAUCAUGGUCAUGGAUGCUGGCAAUAUUGUCCAAUGCGCAUCGCCUAAGGAGUUGCUUGAGGCCACGGAAGGCAUAUUCCGAGAAAUGGUGGAGAAAUCACACGACCGAGACUUGCUAUUCGAUCUCGUGAAAUGAGAAUUAUGGUCCCAAGGCGACACCUGGCGGCAUCAGAAAGCAACGGGGAACCAAUCAAUGAUGCUAAUAUUCGUACAUAAAUGCAAGUGGCUCGACCUCGACAACAUGAAGGAAUUAUCAGACAUGAAUAACUUAAUCCAAUAAAAAGUCCCAUCUCAAUGAAGGGAGGAACGGAUUGAUACAAAGCGCGUCGUACCGGCGUCUGCGGUACGUAUACGGUCCUCAGGCAAGUCUGAAACAACCCCAGCCCAAAACUGCACAACAUGAGCGAAGGCCCACAGGCAGCUUCACGGACUGAACAGGCCAACAGCUUCGAACGCUUGGGCUGCACAGAACUUCAGUUGGGUCUGAUUCGAUCUAACGGGCUUGUGGGCUCACUGAUGUUUCCGACAUUGACCACCGCGUUGUUUGGGGAGUGAAAGAACUCGUAAGCGGGUGUCCACACUUCCGAGAACGUUUCAUCGGCGAGAGAAGUAUCGUGAACAACCAAGGGCGCGGUUGUGGAGUUUGUCCACACUAUGGAAGACGAAGUUCCGACGAGCGACCAGUCGCGCAACGAAUUUGAAGAAUCCGAUCCAAAAAAUAGAGACCCAUUAGGCGUGGCAAAGGACGAAGCGACGAAAGAAACGUCUGAAGGAAGGACGGAUCCGAAGACCGCAACUUCCAAAGUGGGAAUUGAAGCCAGUGAGCGGACCAGUAACGAGCUGUCGUUGGGCGGCACAACAGGGGAACCGAGGACGAACUGAACUAGAUCCGUGGCUAAUCCUAUGUCCGGAAUCGAGGAAAGAUAGGUGAAUAGCACAUGAUCGAAAUUGUUGAGUGUGCCAAACUCGCGUGGAUCAGCGGCCGUGGAUGCUAGCGUCGGAAGUGUAGGGGCGCCUGGCAUGGCGCUGAGAGCCUCCCCGUAGUAUACGAUGACUCGUGGGUUGACGUCGCGAUUGAGAGCGACGGCUUGCUUCGCCGUUCCCGUUCUCGCGUCUGUGAACGGCAAGCGUAACUGGAGCAAGUCGAGCACACCGUAUAUUGGACGGUCCGGGAAGCAACUGGGGUCGAAUUGCGAAGCCGCCGAUGCCGGGGAUAAUGCAAAGACCGUGGAUUCGAUCGUAGCAAUGCGAGCGAGGGAGGUCGAGUUUAAUCCAGGAUAGCACGCCAGGGGAGGUGGGAAGGCGUUGGCGGAUGAGUUUGUAAGUAGUGCGGCAACGGAGUGCCCUCCGGGUGAAGAGGUUGCAUCAAACGGGAGUAAGACUGGAGCAACGCUGAGGCGUGAUCUGAAUAUGGCAAGAUCGUCCGCUUUCUGCUGUAACACGGAUUCCCAAUAGCGGAGAAGGGCAGUGGAGCGCUGAGUCGACGAGGCCGUAGCAAAUGUGUACAUGCGAUCGAGUGCCCCAUGGGCGACCGAUCCCACCCGAUCAAUCUGCUCUUGGCUGGGUUCGCCAGUCACCACGAAUGUUGCACUGGGCAUCGCAACGGUUUGGUUGGCAAAAUUCCAUAUAUAGCCGGAUUGAGCGAAUGCAAAUCGCCCGCUAGUGUCCGGCACGGGUCCAUCAGCGGCAGUACCUAGGUCGUCCCAGUCCGCCUUCCGGACAAAUGUCUGCAUGUUCCCGACUUGCGUCGUGUUGUGCGAGCGUAUAAGGUUCCAGAGCAGAGCAGAUUGCGCCCACUGUGUCCUAUUGGGGGCGGUAGUGGAAUCGAGAGCGGGGGCAACAUCAAUGAGCACAGCCUGUUCGGCGCAAUUACUCUUGGUAGGAGUCCCUUGUAUUUCCCAAAUUGCGGUGGCAACAUCGCUAUCGGAGAGGUUCGUGGAGAAGAGCUGGUUCAUCGUCGGUGUCCGUGUGAGGAUAGCCUGGGCGAGUUCCACGCAUUGGCUGCUAGAGGUUGAUACACAGACGCAAGUCGCAUCCAGAUCGCACGCGAGGCCAGUCAGGUUGCCACCACAAGAUGUCGUGGACGAAUGGUGUCGGCUGCCCAAGGUGACGCCGACCGCCGUGAAGAUGCUGGCCAGGACAACUCCUACACCCACACUGGCAAGCAGCCACACUCUUCUGUUCUUCCUCGAAGGAGAAUGGCUCCUAGGACUGUGUAGCAACGAACUCUCUUUUUCCCAAUUCCAAAAACCCGGUUUGCGGUUACGAGUAUUCAGGCCCGAACCAUCUGGGCGCGCUGUGGCGGUAGCGUGUACAACGCGGUCAGGAACCGUUCCGGCCUUCAUAUCCUCGUCAGACACGAUGUUGCCGAGGUGAACUUGGGAGAGGGAGGUCAAGCUCUGAUGUGGAUGAUAUCCUCGCUCGAGCAUGUUGGAUAAUGUACGUGCACGGCUAGUGAGCUCCGGAAGAGCGAGCUGACCAUCUUCGUUGCGAUAAACCUCUUCUUGGGAUAUGGGAAUGUUCGGGAGGAUCGGGACCGGCGGUAGUGGUUUACGUAUCCAGUUCGCAGGGCGGGAAUUUGAUAUGCGGGAAAUUAACGAUGACACUUUGCUCCUUGUCGUCUUCGUCGAGUGGAGAGAAUCUCGCCUCGCGAACUUUGAUCCCCUCCACGAAGGCUUCGUCGAGGAACCGGGAGGUGUUCUCCGAGCGGCGAGGGGCGUGUCCUCAUCGAUCGGUGCCUUGAUCCCGUUGAAUGCCUCUCGCAAAGGCGUCGAGCUACUGGUAGAGGACUGUGGACGGGUGAUGCCGGUAAGCGCGGACGGCCGAGCGCUCGCGUGAUCGGACAGGACUGACAUGCUUCGCAGCGGAUGGAAGACCGAACCUGCCUGCGAAAUGCCGAGCGGACCAAGUCCGCUCACGUCCGUUAGACCCGUGCUGUCGGACUGACGUUUUGAUCCAUCUGCUGUGCGCGGUCCCGAGGAACUGGGCUGCGGAUUGUGCCGUCCGUGUAGAGCGAAAGAUGAAGGAGGGUUCGAUCCGUCAAGUUUCGAUGACUCGCCAGGAUACGGAGAGCCCGCCGCGCCAGUGCGAGGCGGCGGAUAGGUAAUUUCGGAAGCAAGAGUAUCGACUAUGCUUCGUCCAUCAUUGACUCCUCUGCGUUCGUGCGAUAGCAUAGAAUAGCCUCCAUCAGACGGCGCGGAUGUCGAAGAUAGCAACUCUGUGAUGAAGGAUGUAGACAGCAUCCGCUCCUCCUGCGGGUCGACCUGAAUGCCCGAGGCGCCGUCAUGCCAGUGGGGCGAGAAAGAUCCCGCCGAGAGGAUGGAGGAGGCCGCGUCGUCGGGUCUAUGAUAUGCGAGCUGUGAACCGGGUGGAAUGGGUGGGGUGAGCUGCGAUGGACUACCGCUGGAGGAGUCGUCGGCGAUCGUGGUCAGUGUGGGUGCUUUGCCAGAGGGACCUCUUCGCACAAGCAGGGGGGCGGUCGUCGGCUGAGGAAGGGGCCGCCGUGAGUGAGAGGCUGGUGUCAUGGGGGAUCGCGGAGGGUAUGGGCUGGAAGGAGACGAAGCUGAGAAGACGGAGUGCGAUGGAGAUGGCGGAGGGAUCCCGAGGGGAGGAGUAGGGAACUGCGAGAGCCUCACUGGCUCCUCUCCGGUGGCGAACGAGCCGAAGCUGAUGGUGCUGUCUGCAACGCCUGACGCCUGCGUGUGGAGAGAAGGCAUCCGCCCAUGCCGAGGGAAGGCGGCGGGGGAAGGCGACGGCUUAUGACCGUCCGGGCUGCUCACGGACACCCGGUGGUCCAUGGUGGAAGAUGAUCACUUCGGGGAUGGCUGCUUUGUAUAUGGCCGCUCACAGCAUCACCCUGCCUUUGACAGCUGAGCUGAAACGGGCUGCUAGCCGUGAUGUGUGAUCUGGGGGACGUCUGCGGGCACGGCGCGGGGCUCAGAGGAUUCGCGGUUGAACGAGCGUGGGUUGGGAAAGAACGGAAGGUUGCUCGCGAC
This is a messenger RNA of Punctularia strigosozonata HHB-11173 SS5, 8238 nucleotides long. RefSeq lists its product as uncharacterized. Gene Ontology annotation, cellular component: fungal-type vacuole; membrane. Lineage: Eukaryota; Fungi; Basidiomycota; Agaricomycetes; Corticiales; Punctulariaceae. The record is from RefSeq and is a predicted model, not a curated record. Gene Ontology annotation, molecular function: ATP hydrolysis activity; ABC-type peptide transporter activity; ATP binding. The coding region runs from base 99 to 4379 and encodes 1426 amino acids. The transcript is spliced from 37 exons. Gene Ontology annotation, biological process: transmembrane transport.